Molecule: messenger RNA, 1464 nt
Organism: Babesia bigemina
Lineage: Eukaryota; Apicomplexa; Aconoidasida; Piroplasmida; Babesiidae
Product: -Solute carrier family 22 member 2
Exons: 3
Coding region: 1-1464 (487 amino acids)
Biological process (GO): transmembrane transport
Molecular function (GO): transmembrane transporter activity
Source: RefSeq, a predicted model, not a curated record
AUGGCGUCGCUGUCCGACAGCGAAACACAGACCGCGAAGAAAUGCCGCUUUGAGAUAGUUGACCCCGCUGUGAUGCCUGCACCACACAUUAACCCUGUCCUGCGUUUGGCCAUUUACAUAUACUAUAUUCUUAGUUCUGGUUGCAUUUACUGGGGAUGGAAUGGCAUCCAAGAAAUUCUCUACAAGGCUGGUGCCUUUGCGGAGUUAUGCAAGGCUGGUGAGGGAGCAACCACAAAGAUUAUCUACGAUGUGUCAUACACUGCCAGGGAAGGUGGCAUCAACAACCUGUACACGCUGGCUUAUUCCACCCACUUCAUCUGCUCUUUUGUUAGUGGAUGGUUGUUGGAUCGUUUCGGUCCUCGUGUUUGCUUCAUGACCGGCCACUUCAUUUCAGGGUCGGCAUGGCUUCUCAUUUUCUGCUUUCCGACCAACGGCCGUUUGCUGCAGUUCGCCUUCGUUCUUGUAGGACUGGCCUGUGAAGCCUGCUACAUCCCCAUGUUGUCAGUGAGCAAGUAUUUCCCGACUGCAUCUUCCACUGUGAUUGCAAUCAUGGGAGCGUGUCGUUCCCUUUCAUUUUUCGUACCUACCCUACUAGCUUUGAUAUACCACAAAAGUGGCGUAGGAAGUGAAAUGCUUUUCGCUGUAGGUAUAGGUUACCUCCUCGUUGCGAAUGUCUUAUGUUUCGUUUCCGGGUUUUUCAUACUUCCCAAAGUUAUCCCUAUUGCCCCAUCUGAAAAGGAUGCACGGACCGAAAUGGAGUCCACUCCUGCGUGCGAAGUUGUCACGGAUUCUGCAGUUGCAGAAUCCGAGGACAAGAAAAGUUUGACCAUCAUCGACAGUAUCAAGAAUGGCUUCAAGAGUCCAUUACUGUUGGAGUUCCUCGUUCUUGGUCUUUCUGUUGCCCUUUUCAUGCCGUCCAUUGAGUUUGUCAACAAAUCUCAAGGUAAUCUAUUGGUGGCAUCCAACGGCGGCGAUGCUACCGGGGUCUUCAAAUACUUUAAUAUCGCCACAUUCGUGCCUGGACCCUUCUUGGGCGCCGUAAUGGACAAAGUCGGCCCGGCUAUUGUGAUGAAUUUAUUGCACAACUGCGCUAUACUCUAUUACGCCUGCGCUGCGUUCGACAUUUACGCCAUGAAGAUUGCGGCGUGCUGCUGCUAUUUGAUUGCGGGUUCUCUGUGCAUAUCUACGGCGUACUGUUACGUUAACACCCGAUUCCCGUCGCAAUACUUCGGUACAUUGGUGACCAUAAUUUUCGGCGUCGCUGGUCUGUUUUCACUACUAAACAUUCCCAUCUACAACUGGGGGUUGACUCUGAAGGCGGAUAUACCUCAGCAAAGAUUCCGCCCCCUGGCGUUUUUGUUUAUGGGAUACAUGGGACUUGCAAGCGUGAUGAGUGCGAUAUUAAUAUACAUUUCUGUCAUCCGUCCGAAAAGGAUGGCCGCAUUGUCUAUGGCUGCGGAGUAG